Molecule: messenger RNA, 3888 nt
Organism: Hirsutella rhossiliensis
Lineage: Eukaryota; Fungi; Ascomycota; Sordariomycetes; Hypocreales; Ophiocordycipitaceae
Product: reverse transcriptase (RNA-dependent DNA polymerase) domain-containing protein
Exons: 6
Coding region: 1-3888 (1295 amino acids)
Biological process (GO): DNA integration
Molecular function (GO): nucleic acid binding
Source: RefSeq, a predicted model, not a curated record
AUGACAGCCAAGUCUGAGGUUACGCUCUCCAGACCGUCCGAAUGGGCUUCCUGGUACGACGAUUUCGUCUCAAGGGCUGAGACUUCCAAGGUCUUUGGCUUUGUCGAUAUCGACAAGGAUGCUCCGAUCCUGGAGGAACCAAAGGAGCCUAUGACUUCCGAGGAAAUGCUUGAGUCACUCAACAAGUCUGCCUUUAACGCUUGGGCACGCGCAUACCAGCAGAACGCUGCAUCUGCCGGACCAAGACCAGACCCGGCCACUGACCUCAACGAUGGUCAGUGGACCCGACUCACACGUCUUCAAUCCGAAUACAAAGUCAAGCUAGCGACCUUCGCCAACCGGCAGCGCGCCUAUGCUGAACUCGCUGUUUGGGUCCGAUCAACUGUCGAUAAAACCUAUCUUGGCAACACGACUUCCAAGUCUGACCUUCGCGUUAUUGUCCGCGACCUGAAAUCAAGCCUUGCGCCCUCUGAAGACGAACAGAAAGAGGAAGCACGCUUAAGAUACCGUCAGGUCCUCACCCAGACAAAGAGAGUCAAGCCGGAGGACUGGCUCGUGGCUUGGAAUAAAGCCAAGUUAGAAGGCGAACGACACAAGAUCGCCGAGCUUGAAGGACAGUCUGCCCUCAAUGACUUUCUCACAGCGACGUCUGCCUUUGAUGCGACAUGGGCAAGCCAGCAGAAGGUCCACAUCAUGAACAGCAAAAAGUUCGGCCUCAAGAUUGAUGUCACACUACGCGCAUUGGGCGAACUGUUCCACGAGCAGUCCAGCCGCGUCAAGACCUGCAAGGAAGCUCUCAAGCAAGCCAAGUGGAAGAGUCUUGUAGACACGGUCAAGGCCUCGGCAGCCACUGCCAAGACAGAUCAAGCAGGAGAUAAAGGAAACCCACGCAAACAUGGCGACUUUGCCGGACUGACAAUCGAUGCAAAAGGCCUCACAAGUGGAACCACCGACUCGGUCUUUUCAGCUCGCGAGAAGCAUCCUCUUUACAAUUCGACGAUCUAUGACGGUGGAGCAACUACCCAUAUCGUCAAUGACAAGAGUCUGCUGACCGACAUCCGCGAAGCUGAGGAAACCGACUACGUUAUGAUCGGAGAAGGUUCCUUGAAGGUCGAAGCACGGGGCACUCGAAGGGUGGAAAAUGUUCUGGAUGGCGAAAACGGAAGAAACACACGCGCCCUUGUUCUUCUCGACGUUGCGCAUGUGCCACGAUUCCACACGAACAUUGUCAGCGCGAAGAAGCUUGCAAGGAAGGGUCUAUGGCACUGUGGGGUCGACAACACGCUUCGAAUGGGAACCUAUGACGACAAUGAUAUCCUUUGUCGGCUUACAGACCAGUACGAUCUCGACGUAGUCGAAUACAAGCCAGUUUCCCGCUCUUACUUCAAGCUUCCACAAUCACUGAUCUCCGUGUUCAACGCCUUCCAAGGCGUAUUUUCUUCCUUUCAGACAGACAACACUAGGCCAAGACGGCAGAGAAUGGCGAUUUCAAGGGUUCCGCCUCCACCACGAUUGAUUCGUCCGAAACCUGGCAUCACCGAUCCUGCCACGCUGGGCCACAAGCACUUGAACAACUUGUCUUACAGACAAGGGCGUCCGGAUCAAGGGCCCAACCACCGUUCAGUGCACGGCCUGUGGCACCGGCAAGGCAACCGAGAUUAUCUCCGCAGGAAUCCCGAACAAAUCAAGGCAACCGUUCUUUCGGGUCUUUAUCGACAUUUUCGAGUCCCUGCGGCAUACAACGGACACCGCUACGUUCUACUUGUCACCGACGAGUUUAGCGGUAUGAUGUUUUCCUGGUCCUUGACUUCAAAAACGGAAGUUAGCCAGAUCAUUAAGGACUUUGAAGCCCGAGUUAAACGACAUACGGGUGCAUCGAUCUGCAAGAUCAAAAUCGACAACGAAAGGACCAUCAUCAACCUGCCCUUCCAACGCGAUUCCGAGUUCCAGAUCUGGGCUACAGAAGUAGGCAUUGAGAUUGAACUUCCGCCGCCGCACACCAAGGAACCGACUGGUGGUGCGGAACGACCUGGGGGUAUUAAUCAGCAACGAAUGCGCUGUAUGUUCGGCCUUCUGCCGCAAGAACUCUGGCCAGAAGUCUAUCGUGCAGCCGUUUGGAUACACAAUAUCCUUCCAAGCCGGAGGAACGACUGGAUGUCGCCUGAGGAGAAAAUGGACCGUUGGUUUCACCAACACUUUCGAUGGUACAGACCGCCAAACGUCGACUUUGAUGCAAACAAGGAUCUCCGACCAGACUGGCGUGGGGUGUAUGCGUAUGGAUGCAAAGCAUAUCCCCUGAACAGCCGAUACAAGGCCCGGAAAGACAUCAAUCAAUUCAAGCUUGGCCCACGAGCACACGUUGGAUACUUUGUUGGCUACCACGCCAGCAAUAUCUAUCGCAUCUGGGUCCCCAAGCUCAAUCAGGUUAUCCUGUCCCGAGAUGUACGAUUCAACGAGGAGGAAUUCUUUGAUCCAGAGAAGGAAGAACAGCUCGAGACUGAGGCAAUCGCCGAGUACAAGCCAACGUCACAGGCGCUCGAUCCGCUUCCUCAGCGAGACUGGGACACGCUCUUGGAUGAAUUUCUCUAUGAGUUUGAUCAUCAUAUCUUGGGGUUCGACCUGGAGGCUCUCCAGUGGAAACCACGCGGCAAAACGCGCACCCGCCGCAGUCAACAGGAGAUUUACGGUGACCAGCCAACUCGCAAGAGUGACCGGACACCAAAGCCAAAGAGGAAGCACGAUGAUUACGUCAACAGCGUUUUCACGGCCCUGCUUCCAGCGGAUCAACAUCCAGAGGGAAACCUCGAAACAUUUCAUAGUGUCUUUCUUGCCGCAGUCUCUAAGACGGCACGAGAUCAUCGAUUUCACCGCGAUGACCUUGUACGACUCCCUAAACGCUACCAGGAUCUAGAAAACCACCCGAUGGGCCCAGACUUCAAAGAGGCCAUAAGGAAGGAAUUGCACGAUCUCCUCCGACGUGGCACCUGGAGACUGGUCGAACGCAGCAAGGCACAGGGAUCGCCUCUUCCACUGAAGUGCAAAGCUCGGAUCUGCGUCCGUGGCGACCUGCAGGACGAGGACGACGGACGGGAGACAUAUGCAGCCACCCUUGCAGCAAAAACCUUCAGAAUCGUGAUGGCAAUCGCAGCCCGAUUCGGUCUUGACGUUAGACAAUUCGACGUUGGUAACGCCUUCCUGUACAGCGACCUAAAGAAGGACCAUCCCGUCUACGUCCGGCUCCCGCAAGGCUUUGCCUUGUAUGGUCUUCGAGAGUCUCCACUGCUCUGGUACAAUGAGAUCUCCCAGGCCCUCAAGGAGGCAGGGAUUGACCGUACGGAUGAAGAACCUUGUGUGUUUACCAACGGCAAAAUCCUGGCUCUUGUCUAUGUCGACGACAUCUUGAUUCUCAACCCACGGCAAGAGAAGAAGGCGGUAAACGACCUGGUCCAGCAUCUCCAAUCCAAAUACGAUCUGCGCGAAGAAGAAUUUAAGUGGUAUCUUGGCAUCAGAGUUGUAAGGGAUCGACCAAACAGGAAGAUCUACCUCUGCCAAGACGCGUACGUCGAGAAAAUUGCGCGAAAGUUCAAGCUCAGCGACUUGAAACUCCGAGUACCAUCAAUCCCCAUCGCGACGAUCCCGCUCGUCAAGUACAACGGGCAGGCUACCAAGGAAGAGAUAAAGGCGUAUCAGGAACGAGUUGGAUCCUUGAUGUAUAUCGCGGCCAUGACCAGACCCGAUAUAGCACGAGCAGCAGCCCAGCUCGCGAGGUUCCUGACAAACCCAUCGCCUGAACACCUUGAAGCCGCAAACCAAUGCAUCCGAUACCUAUACUCAACGAGAUUCCUUGCAAUCAUGUACGACGGGAUGCAUCAGGAGAGGUACUUGUGA